AUCCAUUCUUCUUCGGCAAGAACCAUUCAUUUCUAUUGCCUAACAAGUUACUUUCACUUUUCCUCUCCAGCCUAUAGUAAGACAAGUUCCCAACUCCCAAAAAAGGAGAAAUUAAAUACCAACUAUUUACACAAAAAGCAUUCCAAUAAUCAAAAAGCUCCUCUUCAUAUAUUGCACAAAAUCAAAGUGUAUAAAACUUCCUUCAAGAAUCUUGAAAUAUUUUCUCCUUCUCGUCACCUUUUCUCCAAGAAUCUCUUUUUUUCUUUUUGUUAUUGCCCUUUUUGAUUUAAUUGAUAUAGAUCCUAACAAAAGCCCUUUUUUUCUUCUCCAUGUCUGACAAUAACCCUUUUCAUCAUGAUUAUGCAUUUCCUUUCUUUGGUGAAAAUCCCUCAAUUUAUAAUGAUCAUCAAGUACCACAAGCCAACACACAAAACCCUCAUCAUAAUCAAGAUUUUGAUUAUCCUUCAUCUUAUAUGAGUACUCUCACAGAGUGUUUACAUGGGGGGUCUAUGGAUCACUACAACUCUUUAUCAAGCGCUUUUGGCAUAAAUAAUAAUUGCUUAUCAUCCUCUGAAGUUGUUUGUCCACCUAUAGAUCAUCAUCAAGAAUCUUCAAGAAAAAAUAAUGUUGAUCAAAUUCCCUUGACACCUAAUUCUUUGGUCUCUUCAUCUUCUAAUAGUGAAGCUGGUGGUCAUGAAGAAGAUUCUUCAAAAAUCAAUAAAGAUCUACAAGCAGAAGAUCAGUGUGAAGAUGGAGAUGAUGAUAAGUCUAAGAAAGUGAGCAAAGCAAAGAAAAAAGGAGAAAAGAAGCAAAAGGAACCAAGAUUUGCAUUUAUGACCAAGAGUGAGAUUGACAAUCUUGAAGAUGGCUAUAGAUGGAGAAAAUAUGGACAGAAGGCAGUGAAGAACAGCCCUUUUCCGAGGAGUUAUUAUAGAUGCACAAGUCAAAAGUGCACUGUGAAGAAACGUGUUGAAAGAUCAUAUCAAGAUCCAUCAAUCGUGAUCACUACAUACGAAGGCCAACACAACCAUCAUUGUCCAGCAACUCUUCGAGGAAAUGCUGCUGCUGCUUUGUUAUCACCUUCCUUCUUAUCCUCACAACAAUUAAUUCAUCCUCAUGAACAACAACUCUUUUAUAAUCCAAAUCUCCCUAUUAAUAGUUCCUUCUAUAAUACUAAUUAUAACUAUCAUCAACAGCCCCAAUUAGGUCCUGAUUAUCAAUAUGGACUAUUUCAAGAUAUGGUUGCUUCAUUGAUCCGCAAACGAGAGUCAUGAUCGAGAAUUUAUUGAUCUAUUUUUAAUCUUGAGCAAUUAGUAAAGUACUAAAAGAAGUAUGGUGCAUUUAAUGCAAUUUCGUGACUUAUGUAUGCUAUUGGUAAUAUCAUGUAAAAAUUGUGUUGCUAACUAGAACUACUAUAUAUUUCUAGCAUCUUACGUACCAUAAUUUGGAGGAGAUGGGCUGAUGGAAAUACCAAGAAUGGUUUUCUUCAGUUAUUUGCAUGUGGGAUGAUUAACCAUUUAUUAAAUGAAGAUGCUAUUUUUUGAUGA
Messenger RNA from Lycium ferocissimum, 1547 nucleotides. RefSeq names its product WRKY transcription factor 71-like. The record is from RefSeq and is a predicted model, not a curated record. The coding region runs from base 330 to 1274 and encodes 314 amino acids. Gene Ontology annotation, molecular function: sequence-specific DNA binding; DNA-binding transcription factor activity. Lineage: Eukaryota; Viridiplantae; Streptophyta; Magnoliopsida; Solanales; Solanaceae. Gene Ontology annotation, biological process: regulation of DNA-templated transcription. The transcript is spliced from 3 exons.